UACUGCAUCAUGGCAGAGUCGGUCGCAUGCAACUUUAUAAACACUCCCGUAUAUGAAGCAAUAGCUUCCUGGAUAGAAACGGCCUCUCUACCGAUUGUUUUGUUGGGAGCCAAAGGAGUGGGAAAGACAACCACGCUAAUCAUGUUACAUGAAUCAUGCAAAAGACCGAAACAUUAUUUUGACCUUUCAAGUGAUCACGACGUGGUGCGCUUGUCUGAAAAAUUGAAGACUAUAUCGCCAUUAUCGGGUAAUGAAGAGAAAGAAUAUCCAGUUUGGUUGUUUGUUGACAACAUACACGAAAUGGUGAACUACACAUGCUUAAACGACCUGAUCCGUAUGUACGUCAAGGGCUGGACACAGUACCGUAAUCGGGGGCGUCUUGUCUGUGCAGUGUCCAGAUAUGGACUUGUGGGUUUGCUGAAAAAGUUCCGUAUAAACUACUCCGACCUCAAUACACAAGUGGUGAAUCCGACUGAGGAGGUUGCAUGGUCGUUACUGAGACGGUCCAACAACGAAAUGAUCUCCGACACCGCAAACCGGCCAGGUACGUCCAAUAAUUCCGUCUCGAGAUCUUUUGUUUCUACUGAACUUAUGCAGAUGGAAACCUCGAGCCCAGAAAAAGAAGAUAAGGUCAGUCGUGAAGGCAGAGAUUCCAGUGAUUUGUGCGAGGAGGUUGUCAAAAUGGUAACAUUUGGCUACAUCUAA
Molecule: messenger RNA, 705 nt
Organism: Dendronephthya gigantea
Lineage: Eukaryota; Metazoa; Cnidaria; Anthozoa; Malacalcyonacea; Nephtheidae
Exons: 9
Coding region: 10-705 (231 amino acids)
Source: RefSeq, a predicted model, not a curated record